UAAUCUAAGGUUUCCUGUUUUUACCACCUGUUUUCCUUGGAACAUACUUCCUCCUCACGAUCUUCCCAUGUCUUCUGAAGCUCACGGCAGGAUGCGUAUACUGUCCUAACCCGAGCACCCAAGCUCCCCAAACAGCCUAUAAUUACCCUAAGUUCCUUGGCUCUGACUUCACGAUGAAAUUUAAUCAAGUUCAUCGCCUGGACACCUCGAGUGACGAGUGUGGUCAACGAACGUGCUCAUCUUGGCAAAUAUGAAAAGCUGUUCUGAUGCAAUUACAUCGGAGUUGAGAAUCUUCUGUCAGUUUGGGUCGUGAUAAGAGUAGCCGAGUAGAUAGCAAGUAUUUUCCCCCCUAUAAAGGCUCACGUUCAGCCGGCGAGUCGUACUUGUGUUUAUGUAUACACGUGAGGAUCCAACAGUUCUAUCUGAGUGCACCGGCAGUGAAGAUGACAGCUGUAUAAUUAAUCUGCUCCGACAGUGUUUUUGUUUCCCGUCUUGUGCAAUGAUGGGGGAAUGGUAUUACCCACGAUUUCCAGUCGGUAUUCACAACGAUUAUUAUCUGGAUUCACACAACAACCAGAGGUACUUUUCCAGUGUAGCGAGUGGCAUACACCGUGGGGUCAUCUCAAUGAGUGAAGUGGCGCUUGCUAGCUCCAGCCCGCCAGAUACGAUAAGACGGAACUCCUCCGCUGAUGAGGAUGGGCAGAUCGGGCACAAUGCGGCAGAGGAGAUUAGCCGAUCACCUCAUCACAAUGCUCUCCACUUUCACUCCUCCCAGAAGGUUGCGGCAGCAGCAAACCGCUCCAGCCCCUCCAGCCUGGAGAAGUCUGCGGCGGCGGCUGCUGCAGCAGCUGCAUCGGAGCAGCAGCACCAGCAGCAUCAGUUCCUCCUCCAUCAUCACCUGUCACAGCAGCAGAUGCAGCAGUUGUUACAGCAGCAGGUGCUGACCCCACAGCAACUGCAGCUGCUCAUGCAGCAGCAGUCCUUUCUGCAACAGCAGCAGAAACUUCAAGAGCAAGCCCAACUGUUGCAGCAGAUGCAGGCAGCCACGGCAGCAGCUGAGAGUGGUGGCAAGAACAGCGGUAAACUGCAGCAGCAGCAACAGCAGCUGCACAGCCUGGCCAUGCAGCAGGCUCACCUCUUACAGACACUGCAGGCGCAGCAGGCUGCAGCUGCUAGUCAGUUACUGGCACAGCAGGCUGCUGUAGGGCAACCCAUCUCAGUUGCUCACAUACCUCAGGGUAUGAGCCAAGCAGAGGUGCAAGCUCUUUGGAAAGAGGUCUCAGCUGCUACCGGAGCGGCAGAAGAUGGCAAGGCCACGUCGGCUGCAAACAGCACUCCAACAUCUCAAAGCUCCAGUCACACUCGAUCUAUGGUGAAUGGUGCCCAUGAAGCUAUGCUGCAUCAAGCUCAGUUCAUGAUUCCUCCACAUGGAAUGAUGCUUCAAUCUGAGGAGAGUGCAAUGAACCCCAACAGUCACCCUCUGUACGCGCACGGCAUGUGUAAGUGGCCAGGAUGUGAGACGGUGUGCGACGACUUCCAGGCAUUUCUUAAGCACCUGAGUACUGAGCAUGCUCUGGAUGACCGGAGCACGGCGCAAGCUCGUGUCCAGCUCCAAGUGGUCAGUCAGUUGGAGAUCCAGCUGGCCAAAGAGCGAGAGAGACUGGCGGCCAUGAUGGCACACCUUCACAUGAAACCAAUGGAGUCUAGACCAGAAUCUUCCAAGAGCUACAACCCCAGUAAGAAGACUCUACUUCCCCCUCAGACUCCGCCUUCGGUUCCCAAGACCAUGGCCCUGGUUCAACCGCCCAGCAUCAUUCAGCCUCCAUCACUCUCCCAUCUCAGCCUGCUCAAGCCCAUGCGGCAUCCCACGCCCAACCUACCGACGCACCACAUGCGCAUGCCGUCACCGCCACCGAUGUCGCAGUCCCAACCACCCAUGACGAGCACGCCGUCCAAUAUACAGAUUAACAUCACACCCGGCGGAGGACCAAUCAGAAGACGGACCAGCGAGAAGUACGGCAUUUCCUUAGGAACAGGCCUUUGCUUUCCUGCUGCAGAGAUCUAUCGUAAUGCUGACUUCUACAAGAUGGCUGACGUGCGACCGCCGUUCACCUACGCAGCGCUCAUCAGGCAAGGUAUCCUGGAGUCUCCGGACGGCCAGCUCACUCUCAAUGAGAUUUACAAUUGGUUUACACGAACGUUUGCUUACUUCAGGCGGAAUGCUGCUACGUGGAAGAAUGCUGUACGGCAUAAUCUCAGUCUACACAAGUGUUUUGUGAGAGUAGAGAACGUCAAAGGUGCUGUCUGGACGGUGGAUGAGCUCGAAUUCAUGAAAAGAAGACCACAAAAACUCAGCAGCUGCUUAACCACACCCCCCUCCACUCCCACCACACCCACCGCACCGGUCAGUAGAUCGUUGGACAUCAGUGCAAGCCCGCUGCCUCUUAAUCUGGAAACACCUCAGGCAAGCAGUGGUUCUGGUGGUGCCCUCCCAUUACUGAGUGAUGCUGCAGCGGCUAGCUCCAUCCAUGAUCAGCAGCCGCAGAGUGAUGAGGUCUUUGAAGUAGAGGAAGUCUCGGAAUCCAUGGAGCAUUGUAUGGAACAAGAUGAACCUGAAGAUUUGAGUGACAACAAACAAGAGCUACCCACCCGUGUCAAGCUGGCGUCAUCUCGCUUCAAUAACACAAUGGAGGAGGAGGAGAUCAACGGCACUGACCACGCAGAGCCGAGGUACGUUACGGCCGAGCAAGAAGCGGAGAACGACUACACGGAAGCCGAACUGGAGACGGAGACUCGCUACCUGAGAAUCCAGCAGGAGCAGAACCUCAGGUACCUUGAGCAGACCGAGGAGGAGGGGAUAGCGGCAGAGGAAGACCUUGAAGAUGCGGAGGUGGAGGAGGAAGGAGUAGGGGAGAUGGAGAGAUUGCCAACGAUGAAUGGUCAAGUCAUGAUGGGAGGAGGACAUAAUCAUUUACAUCAUCUUGAGCAGGAGCAACCCGAAGAUCUCAGUCGAGAGCCAAGGUAUGUGACAUCGGACCAAGACAGCAGGGAAGCAGACGCAGUUGUGGUGACCAAUGGCCAAGGGUUGAUGGACAAGUCGGGUCAUAUGACCCAUCACAUGACACAUCACAUGGGGCCAGAAGAAGCAGAAGAAGAAGGAGAAGGAGAUGAAGGAAUAGAAGAAGAACAAGUAGAAGCGCAAUACAGUCAGGGAUACCAUCCAGAGGAUGAGGCACUGAUGCGAAGGGAUGAAGCACUGAUGCACAGUAAGAUGGAUCCUCGAUUCUCAACGACGCAAGAGGAGAUGAGUUUCUCGACGUCACAGGAAGAGAUGGACCACGAAGAGGUCAUGGAACGCCAGGAAGAGUUGAUUCGCAAUGACAACCUGGACCCUCAGGUAAUGACGUCUGCCAAAGCUCCGGUCUACUUGGAAGAACCUAACCACCUCAAGCAGAUGGACAAUGGUAGAGAGUAACGGCGUUGAUGGAUCCAAGAUUGAAAUACUCUUGGAUUUAUUGUUAUGAAUGGACCAACUUAAUGUUUGGUGGGUGGGGCAAGGGGGUUGUUGACCAUGUCUGCAAGAGUCAUGAAAGCCUUAAACUCAAGCCAGCGAGUUUCAGGAUUUUGAAGUGCAGACAGGGUGGAUUUGAACCACAGAUAAAGCUGGGAUUGAUUCGAGAACAGGUGUAGAUUGGAACCCUGGAAACGCUGGAUUCAAACUACCAUGGACGUCAUUCUAAGAGAUACAGUAUCAUAUUAUUAGUCCUCAUGCAAUCAUGACGAUGAUUGGGACCUCAAACCAUGUACAAUGAUGGCCUUGCACUCUGUCAAUACAACUUUCUUACUAUUGUGUCAAUAGUAGCGUUUGUGUUUCACUUUUAGUGGUCCUGCUGUAUUUAAUAAGGCCUGGGUCAGCCAUCUUGCUUAGUGCCCAUCCAACCUCUAAUGCGAAGUCGGAUGGCAGAUGUAUUUCCCUCACAAAUUCUGUGAUAAAACUCAGUGUGAAUGCUGCCAUGUCCUCCACCAGGUUGCCUAUGUAUUGAUAAUAGUUCUAUGGCAUGAACCACUCGCGAUAAUAGCACAGGCUAUCCCCAUCACUUGAUAAACAUAUUGACUGGCCAUGCACUCACUAGUGACCAGCUAAACAGUCACUAAUGACUAGUAGUAAGUCUUCAGUGCAUAAUGUAUCUGAGGUUCUGUGCUGUACAUGUACUUGUACUAGCAGGGUUAUAGCCAGGAGUUGGAAGUACAGUUGGCAGUAAAUUGAAAAAUUAGAGCAUCACAAUUUUUCACUUAAAGUACAUUAAGAUGAACAUGAAAUAUUUUGGGACUAGUGGCUGAAGAAGUGAUAGUGUUUGGGGACUAGUGGCUAAGGAAGUGCUAGUGUUUGGGGGUUUGGGGACUAGUAGCUGAAGAAGUGCUAGUUUUUGGGGACUAGUGGCUUAGGAAGUGCUAGUUUCCGGGGAAUAGUGGCUGAUGAAGUGCUAGUGUUUGGGGAUGUCCAGAUGUACCUAGUGACUUGUUCAUGCUUGGUGCAUUCUUCAAGUACUAGCCUGCCAGGUUUAGCCCGAAACCCCAGCCCUUUGACCCAUCUGUAUUGAGAAGUGUGUUAUAAAGUAUACACCGCUGAUGCCUAGAGUUUGGGAGCGUGUCUUGCUAUUUGGGCAUAUCCUUGUUCAAUAGGCGUUGCGCUGUUAAACUCAUGAGGCUAAUGUGCAUAAUGGCUUCCUUCAGUUAGUUAUAUUUAGAAGAGGGAAGAAAAUUCCGAAGAGAGAAAUUGGUCACAUGAAGUAGGUCUUUUGACGUUAGUUAUCCCAAAUCGUUGACAGAUUUGUCUGCAUGCCCGAUGAACGAUGUCUUUGGUAGCCAGAGUUUCUUCAGGGAUUGGUGGAUGUCAGACUCUGAAAGUGCACUGCAGGGAGCUAGCGAUUGUAUGUAAGACUAACGUAAUUGACCAUGCAUCUUGGUUUGAUCGUUGUCGUCAGUCGCGCCAUACUUACUGUAAGCCCUUCAACGAUUGGCUAUGAAGUGUAAGGAAUCAACCUGAAAGAAGGCUUCCCGAAAAACUAAAUUCCAAAAAGCAACACUCGUUGCAGAGAAUGUUACAACUAUUUAAGAGCUUAUCUGUAAAAAUUAAAAGCCAAAAUUUCACUUGUGUGACCAGAAUAUAUCGUUGACAUUUUUUGGCAGCUUUUUCAGUGUGUCUUCAUUCGUAACAAUCUUGUAUAAUUCACUUUGUAUACGAUCAAUCUUUUAAAGACUAAAACAAAACAAGGUAAUCAGGAAAUACUUCAUGAAUUCUUAAAAAACUAUUGUGUAUUAAUAAUCAGCUGUGGCCAAAUAUCCUUUGCUGUUGACAGUGAGAAUGGGGUGAGUUUGGAUUUUAUUCGUAACCGUCUAAUUUGUUAGAUGAUUGUUUUUAUUUAUUAUUAUUAUUAUUAUUUGUUUACAUUUUGAGCUAUGUGCUGUAUUUACAAUCCAAAACGUUUUAUAUUUUAACAGUGGCAGUUUGUCAUCUCAGUAUCUCAAUUGUUUCUAUCAGUUAUUUAUUUGUUAAAGAUGACUUGGUAGCACUUGAGCUGCUUCAUUGUAUAUUCUAAGAUGUUUAUUGACCCUAGAUGAGAAUUGGUUUCUCAUUUGUGACAGCUACGCUUGCCGACAAAGAUGCACUGGGAAACAAUUUAUCUUGAAAGAAGACGAAGGUUCUUGUAAUUUGUACCCCAGUCACAAAUACAUUACGGUUGCUUUUUCGAAUAGAUUGCGUCAAAUUUAUUUAUUUUUGGCCGGGGCCCCACGGUGGAAUCGGGCGGGCAUCCAGAUACUUUAAACUCAAACUUUAAACCUGGUGCAGCGUUUCGUAUCGAAAACCGAUCGCCAAUAAAUCAGUGGAUGCCUGGCCGAUGUCCGGCAGCGGAUUAAUCACAUCUGGUGGUUGCUGGGCUAUCAGAACGAAAAUUAUUUUAGCAUGUGCAGUGGAUUUAUGCAACUCCUUCUGUGAUUGUUACUUUUUCUCAAAAACUUGAUGACUAAUGAAGCUGAAACUUCUACAGGCGAGUAGGGAUUCAUGUUUCGUCCAAAGACUUUGUCUACAAAAGGUAUCAAAACCCUUUCAGUUAUUAUGACAUCGGCAACUAAUUGAGAAACUCCUCCUUGGAGGCCAUCAUAGAAAACACACUGUCACUUUGCGUUUAUAUAAAGUUUGAAUCAUGCUUUUAGGCUAAUGGUUAGUGUAAAAUGAGGGGUGAGGUUUCUCAUGAAAGUAUGAAAAAAACAUUUUUUUAUGGAAAUACAGCAAAUGUUUUGCCAACUUCUGUUUAGGCAAGCGUGUUGUACAUAGGAUGGUUGAACAAAACGCGAAUGUUCUUUGUAGGGUUAAAUUAAGUGCCAAGUAAUCAAACAAGAUGUAAAAGCCUUUAAAUACAAGAUGUGGAGAACCAAUCUUUCUUAGGAAUUUUUUCGUACCUUGUGAAUUGACAAGAUUUAAAGUAAGUUUUAAAAUCACAUUAAAAAAAUGUAAAUAUGGCUGGGCCAUUACUAUUGUAAAAACAAAAAGACAAAAAAAAGUAACUAAAAUUGGUUGUAAAACUGCAGAGAUUGUUAAAGAUAUUAAUUUAAAAUUGCUGUAUGUUGUGACAUUUGAUUACGUGACCAAAGAAAAAUCAAAAGAUGUUUGUGGCUUUAUUCAAACAUGUUUUUACCAGAUACUCUAGGAGAGAAGAGGUUUUCUCGUAGUAACUCAUGUUUUUUCUCGAAACAUUUUUCCCUUCUAUCUCCUUGUAAAGCUUCCAUAAAAGUAAUUUUAAGUGUACUAUUUAUGUUUUCUUAUUUAGGACUUAAUGCCUACCUCAGAUGUGUUGAUAGUAAUAAAAGUAACUUUCUUGACAAGCUGAAAAGGGUCCAGCUGUUCGAAUGGUCUGGAAUAGUUUUUACAUACAAAGGAUUUGAAACUUUGCAUGGUGGAAAUAAGAUAUUGUAAGGUUUGCGGUAACACCAUGUAAUGGUAAUCUUUAA
This is a messenger RNA of Asterias rubens (European starfish), 7011 nucleotides long. Its product is annotated as forkhead box protein P1-like. Gene Ontology annotation, biological process: regulation of transcription by RNA polymerase II. Bases 392 to 3475 code for a protein of 1027 amino acids. Gene Ontology annotation, molecular function: RNA polymerase II cis-regulatory region sequence-specific DNA binding; DNA-binding transcription repressor activity, RNA polymerase II-specific. Gene Ontology annotation, cellular component: nucleus. The record is from RefSeq and is a predicted model, not a curated record. NCBI's taxonomy places the organism in Eukaryota, Metazoa, Echinodermata, Asteroidea, Forcipulatida, Asteriidae. The transcript has 16 exons.